Messenger RNA from Zootoca vivipara (common lizard), 6629 nucleotides. The record is from RefSeq and is a predicted model, not a curated record. Lineage: Eukaryota; Metazoa; Chordata; Lepidosauria; Squamata; Lacertidae.
UGCCGGUUCCCCCCAAGAGACUGCUUUGGAAACCUAGAGGGGGUGGUGCUAAACAGCCCAGAGCAGAGACUUCAACUUAAUCUAGCUUCAGCUCACUUCAUCCCACCGAUAGUGCCAGAUACAACCUUGGGGGAGAAUGCUUUUGCUUGCCUAGGUGCAGGCACACCCGUUUUAAGAGGCAGGUGUUGGCUCCUUGGCUGGGCUUGGCCCAGACAGUGCCCCCCAUUCAGCUUGGCUCCCAUCGGCGCUCGUGGCAACCAGAGUUCCACGUUCUCUCCCUCUCUCUCCCCUGCAGCCGAGGGAGCCUCGAGGGGAGUGUCUCUGAGCCAUGAUGUCACCCUGCCCAUGGAAUGCCCUGGGCACUGUGCUGCUGGUUCUGGUGCAGGGCUGGGCGCUGUCCGUGAGUCAGGAGUACGACUACUACAGCUGGCAAUCCGACAACUUCCAGCAUGGACGCUUCUACACUAAGCAGCCCCAGUGCGUGGACAUCCCGGCCGACCUGCAGCUCUGCCACAAUGUGGGCUACAAGCGCAUGCGUCUCCCUAACCUGCUGGAGCACGAAUCCAUGCCAGAGGUAAAGCAGCAAGCCAGCAGCUGGGUGCCCCUGCUGGCCAAGCGGUGCCAUUCCGACACACAGCUUUUCCUGUGCUCCCUCUUUGCACCUGUCUGCCUGGACCGGCCCAUCUACCCAUGCCGAUCGCUGUGCGAGGUGGUGCGCGACUCGUGCGCUCCUGUCAUGGAAUCCUACGGCUUCCCUUGGCCUGACAUGCUCAACUGCAACAAGUUUCCCUUCGACAACGACCUGUGCAUCGCUGUGCAGUUUGGAAACAGCCAGGCAACUCAGCCACCAGUGUCAAAGAUCUGCACCCAAUGUGAGAUGGAGCACAAGGCAGAUGGCAUCAUGGAACAAAUGUGUUCUAGUGACUUUGUGGUGAAGAUGCGCAUCAAGGAGAUCAAGAAAGAGAAUGGGGAGAGGCGAUUGGUGGCUGCACAGAAGAAGAAGAAGCUGCUCAAAGUGGGGCCGUUGAAGCGCAAGGACACCAAGAAGCUGGUGCUGCACAUGAAGAACGCAGGUGCCUGCCCCUGCCCCCAGCUUGAUGACCUCAGCGGCAGCUUUCUGGUGAUGGGGCGAAAGGUGGGUGGGCGGUUGCUAGUCCUGGCCAUUUACCGCUGGGAGAAGAAGAAUAAGGAGAUGAAAUUUGCUGUCAAAUUCAUGUUCUCCUACCCUUGUUCCAUGCACUACCCCUUCUUCUAUGGGGCAGACCCCCACUGAAUCCCCACUCAUUCCAAGAACCCUGCUCACUCUUCUUCACAGCACUCCCCACACUUUUUGGUUCCCCACUCCUAGUCCACAGAAUACCCUUUUUUCUAUGGGCUGACCGACACAAAGCCACAUACUGUUGGGAACCCAUCCCUGCAACAGGACUCUUUCUUCUAAAGCACAAACUCCAUUAGAACCAGCUCCGUUAAGUUCCAGAUCAGAGUUCUGCCCAUCUUGGAUGCUUUGGAGAACAUGCAGAAAUCCACCUCAUUCCCAACACACCUUCACCAGAAGAAUAAGUCUUAGCCCCUGCAAGCAAACAUCUCUUAUCAAUCCCAGUAUACCCAAGAUCCAAUAGAGGCUGAAUCACACAGAAUUUUAGUUGCAACCUUUCGUGGAACAUUGAAGGAAAAUCCCAGGCCAUUCUUAAUUCCUACUAGUGAGAAGCCAAAGAUUUUGAAACAUUAUGAGCAGGGCGACCAAUGCUUUCCAAUUGCAACCCUUCAUUUUCAUAGUGCAUUGAACGACUUAGCCCACUAGAUAUUGUCAGACUCCAAAUCCCACAUCCCCAGCUAGCAAACCUAAUGGGCAGGGAUGAUGAGUGCUGUGGUCCAGCAACAUCUGGAGAGUCUAGGGUCCCCAUCCCAUCCCUGACCUAGUAGGAGUUGGCCAGGCGCAGUAUGAAGCUCUAAACAUCUCAGACUGCCAGACACCAGAUGCGUUGUACAAGCUACAAUGUCCCAACUACAUAAUACUUCACUGAACUGACAAUCCCCAGUUCUGGCCUCCUCUCCUAGGUUCUGCAUAGCAAAUUCUCAAGCCAUGUAGAGCAGGCAUCCCCAAACUUUGGCCCUCCAGAUGUUUUGGACUACAAUUCCCAUCAUCCCUGACCACUGGUCCUGUUAGCUAGGGAUUAUGGGAGUUGUAGGCCAAAACAUCUGGAGGGCCGCAGUUUGGGGGUACCUGAUGUAGAACCUUAAGCAGACACUAAGCAAGGUCUCCCUAGAAGGCUCCCCCAAUUUCCAGCUCUCAUGGCCAUUGGCUACUACUCUGGCUGGGGCUGAUGAGAGUUGUUGUCCAAGUUGCAGGAGGCUGCUGGUCUGUUAUAUGAAUAUGAUGCUUGAAGGCAGGUGACACCCCUCAACUGAAAAGUCCAGCAGUUAUUCCGUCAUGACAUGGUCAUUAUUGCAUCGGCAUCUUUUGAGGCAGAGAUCUGUACAGCAUCCUUAAACAUUGUGGGGCAGAUCCACCCCAGAGAUUUUGAACAUAUUCAACACACAUCCAAAGCACAAAACUUCCUCUUUCCCCCCCCCAAAAAAAAAUUCCUGGGAACUGUAUUUUGUUAAGGGGACUGGGAAUUGUAGCUGUAUGAGGGUGAAACAAUGAUUCUCAUGAUUAUUCGGGGAGGUCAUGUGCUUUAAACGUGCACUGAAUGUGCUUUGAAUGUAUGGUGGGGAUCUGCAUGUGGCAAUACCAAGCAAGGUAUGAGGCAUUCACUCUGCCUGAGGCAUUCAUGGUCCCUUACAGAGUAAUAGACAUCAAGCGGUCUAUAGGUUUAAUUGUUCAAGACCACUUGUAAUUGGGGAUGGACGGACCACUUUGCUAUAUGAAGCCGUUUAUGUGAAGUUUCACUGAAAAAUAUGCCCAUCACCAAUUCCGUCUCCUUCCCCUCUCCAUGUUGACUUGCCUAUGUGGCUUGUAGAAAUAUAAUGACUAUACCAAGUAGGUUAGUGCCCCAACCCUGGAGGAGCACAUCGGACCCGUGCGUGCACCAGUGAGGAACCAAAGCACCAACUGGGCCUGCCAGGUGGCUGUGUCCACCACACAGGAUGCCAGACCACCAACUGAGCCUGCCCGACAGAUGGCAAACACAGGGCGAAUGUGUCUCCCUGGGGCCCUUCCAUCUGGCAGUUUUCCAGACUCCUGAAUGGUCAAGACCAGCUGGCAAGUUAAUCCUGGAGCGAAUAUUUAUAGCAUCAGCACUGCCAGUUUCACCGCUCCCCACACCAGCUGUGGGGUGGGGGGGGCUGCCCAACACAAAGCAAGCUGUAGGAACUGAGCCUGGCUCCCACACACAGAGGGGUUUUUCACAGGGGCUCAUUCCCAGCCAAAGUUUGCUGAGGAAGAGAGGGUGGUAAGCUGAGGAGCUCUUGAAAGAACCUCUCUUCCACUCAGGGAAUCCUCCGCCCUUGGAUUUUCCAGAUGCAAAUCAUACAGCAUGUCACACACACACACACACACACACACACACACACACACAACUUACUAUUGAGUUCAUGGUUUUUGGCCACAACUGCGUGUCGUGACUCACUUUUCCCUGCACACUACUGAGAGGAUGUUGUUGAAGAUUCAACCACCAGUUCAAUCGGUUUUUGUACACUGAAGUGGUGGUGGUCUGGUGUUGCCAUCUUGUCCUUUGCCUCAAACCGCUAAGUGUCUUUGGCUAGCCUUGCCUUUUGUCGCGGCAAACUUGCCAUCCCGCUGGAGGAUGCUGAGGGAAAACGACUGGGCUGGUAACUUCUCACAGACCGUCCCCUCAAAAAUGUGAGCUAUUUUGUUCCCACUAGGACUUCAAUCAAUCCCCUUCAGGUUGUGAACUGGGAUAUAUUUACAAGCUAGGCCAUUCCCCACUGUUCUUACAUUUUUAUUUAUAUGGCCUGCACAUCACUUGGGCACUGACAGAUUCUCAUGGCACCUGACAGCUUCAGAGCCAUCAUUGCUUGACUUCAGGGGAAGAAUGCAAACACCGCUAGCUCCGUAAAUACUACUCUUCUGUGACUUACGAAAGGAACACUUUCCACUUCUUUGCAUCAGAUCACAGAGAGGGAUUAACAGUGCAUUUACUUUUGUCCAAGAAUUCCGUGCUACAUCCAAUUAGCAAAUUAGGUAGAAAAUAAAGUGCCCACCUGAUCAACAUAUACAUGGGACUAGUCCUCAAGGCCUUAGCAACCUGAAACAUUUCUUUACUGGCCCAGGUCCACUGAGUAGAAGCAUCCCUAGUUUGGUGUUACUCAAGAGUUGCGUUUGUUCAUGGAGCACAGCCUUUUAUUAAAAAUACCAUACCUGGGGAUGCGGUCAUCUGCAUUCAAUUUCCUUCACUGAAAAUGCCAUUUUAAGCUAUUAAAUUUGGCCCAUUUUUUUUUAAAGAAAACAGGUCUGCCAUCUUCUAUCCUGUCCAAUAUCCACUCUAAUAAAUCCCAUAGAACUUGUCCUGACCACCAUCUUGCCUGCUUGGUUUUGCCACCAUAUAGCUUAAAUUUUCAUUGACCCUUGUUUCAUCUCGGGGACAUGCAUGCAGAACUUAAGACAGCUCUUGCUCUUGCUGUCAUUCAGGAUAUUUUCAUUAUUUUUAUACAUUUCAAGUCUUUCAUUUAAAGUGUUCCAACUUCAUUUCAUGAGGUGAUUUAUUUAUUUUUAUGAAUCUUUCACAAAAUGAAGCUGGAGCACUCAUGUUGUAGCAUCUGCAUAGCAUUUCCAGCUCAGCCAAGUAUUCAUAAAAUAUUUAUUUUCUGCUUAUGGCAGAUCCAAAUUCAAAAUUAAUUCCCAUUGAUAUCAUAACUAACUUGCCCCAUUGAUUUCAGCGGGAACUAGGUCUGGCCCAGCCUCAAUGUUUUGAGUCAUAUGCUGUAUUCAUGCUGCAUUUAUUUCAUGUCAAGGUCUUCAGGGACACUGAAUUCUGGCAUCAUUGUUGUGUUUAGAGUACUGCCAUUAUCAUUCUGGUAACGGCAGGCUUUAAUCAUGAAUGUAGCACUCCAUUUUCAGUUCCCCUGAAAAUCAAUGAGAAAGCUAAGCAAGUUCUUCUGCCUCAAAUUUGCUUGCAAAAGCCAACUUAUACAUUCCGCUCAUUUGACUUUUAUCUCAACAUUAUUAUUUAUGGAAACUUGUGGAUUUCUUAAAAAGGCACUGGGUUUAUCAAAUUAAUAUUAAUUUUAUUCAGAAGCAUCCUUCAUAAUUUAAUUUGAAACAACACUUCCUUUUGAUGCAGAAAUACUAAUAAGGCACAGGAAAUUACCUGCAACUUUAGCGUCUGAUUUCAUUGCAGCACUAAAGUCCCCUCUUCACAUCCCUCACUCCCAUGUCCAUACAGGCCCUGUUAAGAGUUCCCCCACAGCAGCACAGUGGUUCUUGGGUCUAGCUUGCAGCACUGCCACAUCCUUACAUCUGCGAUCACACAGCAAUAAAUAGAACAAAAGCUUUUGCAUUAUCUUAGCGGGAGAGUCUGCCAAGAUCUCUCAAUAUACCGGAAGCUGCCUAUUGAGCCACAACCGCUGCACUCUUUAUCAUAUGCUCAGUUCUGUAUGAAAACCGCCAUCUAGUGAAGCUUAAAAUGUCACACUGCGCUAACAAUACAGGAAAUUUUAAGAAAUACUGUUUAUUGAGCGAGUAUUGGGAGUACCAUCUCCACAAUGUUAUAUUUUGGACCCGAGUUGGGUUUUUUUGUACUGUUUAAAGAACUAUUUCAGCUGUUUUUACUGUAUGUCUGUGAGCUGCUUUGAGAGACAUGUUAACAAGCAAUUUAUAAAGUUAAUAAUACAGCUGCACCAGGUCGGCUAAUUGCUCCUGAAGAAUCAUCCUGCUCAGGCUGAAGACCAAGUUCCACCAGUUGCAGGAGGGUGGCUUCUCAAUUGUGCAAGAGCCAACGAGCUGUUAGCAUCCUGCCAUGUGGCGCUUUGUCCUCUUGCACAUUACCAACCUUAUGAUGGGGAGGUGGCAGCCGCAUGCUAUGACCAGGCAACAUGGAGGACCAGCUCUCCGUGCGGUUGCACUUUGAAACUCUACAAGGAGCCGCCGUACCAAAAUAUAAAAUAAAACAAGUCAUCUCAAUCCGUGUUAUACCUGUGUAAAAUGCCGCCGAUAUCUGGCCUUUGGGAGUAAGCUAUAGAAUCUCAAGCCUUGCUGUAAGUACCAGAAGGGAACCGAGGAGGAUGCGAUUCUAAACACAAGGAACAUUGUGUGAACUUUAGCUAACAAGGAAGCCUUGUUCUUUCUUUCUAUAAUCCUUUCUCCUCACUCAUUGUACCCAUGACAGAACCUGACCUUCUCCCUAAGGUUAUUUCCAAGAGCAGCGACUGUGUUCGUUUGCCAAGGAUGGUUUAUUUCAUACUAGAAUUCAAAUAAAUCACCAGUGACAUUUCAGCCCCAGAUUUAAGCACCAGCAAGCUGUGACAUGGCACUGAGGAGUCUGUCCAUGCUUUUUCCUGCUAAGAUGGUUGAGGGGAAAGCAGAGGCUACACCACAACUCAAUAUUCAAAACCAUCCACAAGAGAAUGUUGUUUUAACCUCCCUUUACAGAUUACCUUAAAGAAGCACCAUAUUUCCCUACACCUGCUCUACUUACACAUACAACCAACCAGCAAGCAGUACAGAG